Rhizophagus irregularis DAOM 181602=DAOM 197198 is the source of this 990-nucleotide messenger RNA. RefSeq lists its product as uncharacterized. The record is from RefSeq and is a predicted model, not a curated record. Gene Ontology annotation, biological process: mRNA splicing, via spliceosome. Gene Ontology annotation, cellular component: catalytic step 2 spliceosome. NCBI's taxonomy places the organism in Eukaryota, Fungi, Glomeromycota, Glomeromycetes, Glomerales, Glomeraceae. Gene Ontology annotation, molecular function: protein binding.
CACUAAUUACCAAAAAAAGGUUUCAAAUUUUUAUUAUUACCUAAAAACAAUCAAAUCCUUUUUUUUUUAGAUAAUGGCAUCAUCAGUCGAAAAUUUGCCAAUAGAAUGUAAAAGAACUUUUAAUUCACAUCAAGGCCCCGUACAUAUUGCAAGAUAUAAUACAAGUGGGGAUUAUGUUCUAAGUGGUGGUCAAGAUAGAACUAUACGUUUAUGGAAUCCCGAAACUGGUUUAAACAUUAAAACUUAUACUGGACAUGGUAAAGAAGUUUUAGACUUAUCUGUAACUCAAGAUCAUUCUCGGUUCGCGUCCUGUGGUGGUGAUAGACAAGUUUAUUAUUGGGACGUUUCAACUGGAAGUACUAUUCGUCGUUUCGAAGGUCACAACCAGCGUAUAAAUGCUGUUGGUUUUAAUUGGGAGGGAACUGUUUUGGCAAGCGGCUCAUAUGAUACAACAAUACGAUUAUGGGAUUGCAGAUCAAAUUCUCGUGCUCCGAUUCAAAUUCUUGAAGAACCAAAGGAUAGUGUAACUUCAUUACAUAUGACUCAAUAUGAAAUUGUCUCUGGAAGUGCUGAUGGUUAUAUACGUACUCAUGAUAUUAGAAUGGGUGUUCUUAUAGCCGAUCUAAUUUCUCAUCCUGUAACGUCAGUUUGUAUUUCGGGAGAUAAUAAUUGUAUCCUUGCUAGUUCCCUUGAUAGCACAAUUCGAUUAAUGGAUAGAGAAAAUGGAGGUCUUUUAAAUGAUUUCAAAGGUCAUGAAAAUGUUUCAUACAAAAUUCAUUCCCGUUUAUCAAAUAAUGAUGCUUAUGUAAUAAGUGGCUCAGAAGAUGGAAAAAUAUAUAUUUGGGAUUUAUUAGAGGGUAAUUUAUUGACUUCACUCCAAGCGCAUUCCAAUGUCGUAACAUGUGUUUCAGUUCAUCCUAGACACAAUUAUAUGAUAUCUACUAGUGUAGAUGGAACUGUAAAAUUUUGGAAACCAGCAUCUACUUAAUU